This is a messenger RNA of Olea europaea var. sylvestris, 404 nucleotides long. RefSeq lists its product as uncharacterized. Lineage: Eukaryota; Viridiplantae; Streptophyta; Magnoliopsida; Lamiales; Oleaceae. The record is from RefSeq and is a predicted model, not a curated record. The annotation marks the transcript as partial. The transcript has a single exon.
GCAAGAUCCAUGACAAGAGCCCUUCAAAUAAAAAACAAACUCGCUUCAUUGAUGGGAGUCUGAGUGAACCAGUAAACCCCAACAGCUUCUUGAUGGAGCACUGGCUCCGGUGCAAUGACACAGUGAUUGCUUGGUUGCAAAACGUGAUGUCCAUUGAUGUCAAAGCCUGUACGUUGUAUGCUGAUACAGCUCGAGAACUUUGGGUAGACCUAGAACAUCAACUAGCACAGAAAAAUGCUCUACAAGUUUUUGAUGUAAAACAAGCCAUUAUCACCUUGAUGCAAAAUCAUGAUAUUUUAAGUGUUUACUUCUCAAAAUACAAGACUCUCUUUGAUGAAUUAAUGAACCACGAAUCUAUUCCUAACUAUACCUGUGGAGGAUUGAAAUCUAUUAUUGAAAAAUAG